Messenger RNA from Annulohypoxylon truncatum, 2715 nucleotides. Its product is annotated as helix-loop-helix DNA-binding domain-containing protein. NCBI's taxonomy places the organism in Eukaryota, Fungi, Ascomycota, Sordariomycetes, Xylariales, Hypoxylaceae. Gene Ontology annotation, molecular function: protein dimerization activity. The record is from RefSeq and is a predicted model, not a curated record. The coding region runs from base 530 to 2581 and encodes 683 amino acids. The transcript has 2 exons.
CCUCGCUCGCAUUUUUCUAGAGUUCGCCGUCGGGGGCCAAAGACUUGCUGUUAUUCAAAGAGUUAUGCUGGGUUAAAUGAAAUUUCAUAUUCAUAAUCCUACGAUUUUGCGACCGCGCCUAGUCGUUAGCUUCUCUUUCUAACCUGGUCUGCCUGGUCUGCGACUACAUACCUACUAUAGUAAAUAGCACGUAGUAGGUCGCUUGCGAGUCUUUCCUAGUGGGCUUUCGGCAGAAACCGCCAACUCCCCUUCCCGCCCACGAUUUUCCUCCCUCUCCCAGAGAUGCUUUGAUCAGGUCCUUCGAUACGUUUCACGCUGCGCGAUCGCAGUAUCAACGACAGCUACCAUAGCGACGUACUAUCAGGCAGUCAAGGACAUUGGUAGAAUAUAGAAUAAUCAUUUUGGGCAUCUUGGCUUUCCACCGAAAAUAACUACAAAUUUUGCGAUUGCGAUUUCGAUCUAGAUCUUGGCGACAAAUACAAGUUAUUGCUUUUUUGGGAAAACGGGUUAACGACCGUCAAUUCUAGAUAUGGCCAUGAUGGACCCGGGCGCUUGGAACGGGCAAGACCAGACACUGUCUUCGGCAGGCGAGGAUGACUUCCAACAAUUUCUUGAGAUGGGAGGGAUGUCUAAUCUGGGCGACGGCUUGCAAUUCGAUUUCCAAGACUUCGGAAACAACAAUGGUGCUUCGUUGAUGCACCAGCAACACGGCGAUUCCAUAGACACUCCCAUGAGUAAUUCGAACGUUCCGACAAUCAUCGCAAGAAACGACAUAGGACAGCAGAACCAGAUGUCCCCAAUGACAUCUGCUCAGAGUCACUCGGGGAUACCGUCGCAAAUGAUGCCUCCGCAUCAUACGUCCUCUGAUCCUAUCUCCGAGAUAGAUGCGCAAAUUCAGUUUCUACAGCAGCAGAGGCUUCAGCAGCAAAGGAGACAGCUUGCAGAGCAACAGAGGCAGUUUCACGAACAACAAGCAGCUUUCUACGCUCAGCAGAGAAACAUGGUGCCGCCAACCCCGCAGAGCCUCGAGAUACAGGCCGCGAAUCAAUUUUACGCUCAACAAGACCAGGCGCAUUCCUCCGGCAUGUUCGAUGCAUAUCAUCUCAAGGAGCAGCAGGAUAUGGCAUUUACGCCGCUGGUCUCUCCUGCGGUGACCCCCCUCGAACCUCACUUUCCAGUAGAUCCUGGAUUUGCUCACUCGGGGCCCUACUUCAGUCCCUUGACAUCUCCCGCGCUACACGCCCAGAAUGAGUCGACGACCUUUGAUCACAGAAACUCAGGUCACACCACUAAUUCACCCAUGGAAAUGGAAAUAGAAGUCGAACCCUCACCAGCUACCAAUAGCACGGCGAAUUUGUCGAAGAAAGUCCGCAAGAACAAUGCCACUAAGGCAAGAAAACCAAAUGUUAGACAGUCGCCAAUCACGAAACCUCAAAGAAGGAAAACCGCUUCAACCCCUGUAAUGAAUGCCCAGGCACUAAGUGAGCUGACUGAAACUCUGACCGAGAGCUCGGAACACCCAUCAAAACCAAAAUCGGACUCGGCGGCGUCGACAGAGGAGUCAGAGAAUGCUUCGGUGUCUCCAGAAGCUCUUUCCGAUAUGCCACCUCCACCUCUUCCUCCGCCCCGCUCAGCUAGACAGUCUCCGUACAUCCAGCCACAUACGAACCAGACCAACGGUAAUGCGGCACCUUUAGCAUUGCCGGGCUCUCUGGCCGGUAAACCGUCGCCCGCGACACCAGCCUCGCUAUUCAGGAUUUCACCUAAGAGCAAAUCGGCUGACUUGAAUAAUCCCGAACAAAGUGGCUCAGAACAUAUAGAAAGCUUCGAGCUUCCCGAAUCUGUUAAUUUCUCCAAACCUAAUCUACCAUCGCUCGAUACUCGACAACCAACGAAAUCACCGGCCGAAGUCGAGACGGCAAAGACAUCUAAUUUCCAACCCCUUCCAUCUCCGGUUCUCCCCAAGCCUACGCACUCGGCAACAGCAUCAGCAACUCAAAGUCCUCAACUCACCCCUAAAUCUGGAACGCCUAACCCGAGAAAAACACCGCUCAUAGCCCCGAGAGGGCCCAAGAAAAGGACGAGCGUCAGUUCAGUAUCACCAGCUCUUCGACCAAAAAUAUCGCCAAACAUCAAACCACUGCUCCCAGGAACCCCUGGUUUAUCUGCCGAAGAUUCUGCUUCAAGACUACUAGCAUCUAAGUCGAAUUAUCAGAAUAUAUUAGAGGGCAAUACCGUGCCCGGGGUUUCGUACCCGAGUGAACUAUCUACCAAUCUAACCUCAAAACGGACGUCACAUAAGAUAGCAGAACAAGGCCGUCGGAAUCGCAUCAACUCGGCACUCCAGGAGAUCGCGACGUUGCUGCCGAAGAGCGUAACUAAGGACCUGAGCGAGGGUGACGGAGAAGGCGGGAAUGGAGACAAGAAAGACGGCAAACAGUCCAACACACCGAACAGCAAAGCGAGCACGGUGGAGUUGGCAAUCGUAUACAUCAAACAACUACAACAAGAAAUAGCGGAAGCGAAUCAGAGAGCAGACGAAGCCGAAAAGAAGCUCGGAGAGAAAGCAACGGUGAGUUGACAUUAGCGGAAAGGUCAAUGCCGAGAGCCAUGGCUAUUAUUACUAAAAGUUGGUAUGUUGGUUUGUUUUUAUCUUACUGGCGCGCCGGCUUGUCGCUUUGAAAGGAAGCACCUUACGAGACAGCAUAGUCAUGG